CAUUCUCACUUCAGAACAGAAUAUGAAUAAUCCUGAGGAAGUGUCAACAUCAGGAUAUAAAAAUAAAAGUGUCUUACACAUUGACACCGCACUCAUUCCCCAAGUGCCCAGUAGUCAGCAGUCAGAGGAGCUCCGUGGACUUAAUGUGGAUGUCUAUAGCCAUGCAGAAUUUGAACAGAAUGUCUUACAGCAAGUGGAUGAUGCUAUUAUUGAAAGAGAGAGGGAAUUCGAAAUACAACAUGCAGAGAAGGAACUAGAGUCAGUGUUGGAUGAUAUCAGAUUAACAAAACAAGAUCUUUCACAUAUCAAGAAAGUAUUGUCUAAUAUUGCUUCGCAUACUGUGAAUAAGGAAACUCAGAGGAGACUGAUUUCUGUUAAGAAACAGAAAGACAAUAAGCAACGCCAGCUUAAAAAACUCAGAGCCAAACAGAAGAAAUUUUUGGCAAAAAUAAAUGGAACAGUUGUUGACUUGGAAGAAAGCGAUUCAUCUGAUGAAGGAGGUGACAAUGAAAUGUCGGCCUAUAAUAGUUUACUUCGAGGUCCAGGUACAUCAGGAAACUCACAGCAAGAAACAGAACAAGAAAGACUUAUCAGGCUUGGAGAAAUGACUCCAUUUGGAAAUCAAGUGAAAAAGAAAGUGAAAAAAACUGAUGAUCCAUCCAAAAUAAAAAACAGUAAUAAACUAACAGUUCAAAGCAAUGAAAAGAAAAUUAAGAAAAAGCAGAAAAGUUCCUUAGAUACACCAGAAGAGUUUAAAGAUGAAAUUGAUGAUAGACAAGUAGCAUUUUUGGAGAAUCGAAGAAAUAGAAGUCCACUGAAUCUUGAUAAAUUGGAGAAGUCAGAAAAAAGACGGAAAAGGAAAAACAAAGAUUUUAUUCCAAAUUGGGAAAGUGGAAGUGAUGACGAUUGUUAUAGUGAUUACCAUGACGACAAGGAUGAUGAUGAUGAGUACAUUCCAGAUGAAAAAGAAUUAAAAGCUUCUUGGAAGUCUGAAGAUUACAGAAUAAGUAAAACUCUAAAAAAUGGUAAUGCUACCAAGGAACCUUCUCCUAGAAAGAGGAGGAAGAAAGUUGAUGAUGAAGAUGAGGAUUGGGAUGAGGAAGAGGAUGAUGAUGAUGAUGAUGAUUCAGGAUCAGAACUCAUCAAACAGUCCAAGAAUCAAAUGAUGAAGAAAUUGAUAGAUGAUGCAAAUGAAGAUAUGUAUCACAAGAGACUGAAGCGACAAAAGAAAGAGAAAUUGAUGAAGAAAAAAGCUAGAAUUGAUGCAGGUGAAAGUGAGAGUGAUGAAGAUGUUGAUGAUUAUCGGUUUGAGGGUGGUUUGAAGAUACCGGGUCAAGUCUGGUGCAAGCUAUAUAAAUAUCAAAAGACAGGAGUGAAAUGGCUAUGGGAGUUACAUUGCCAGCAGACUGGUGGUAUUGUUGGUGAUGAAAUGGGACUCGGCAAAACUAUUCAAAUCAUAUCAUUCUUGUCCGGUCUAAAAUAUUCUAAAUUACAAAUCAAGGGAGACAAGUACAUUGGUUUAGGUCCAGUACUCAUUGUAUGCCCAACCACAGUCAUGCAUCAGUGGGUCAGAGAAUUCCAUACCUGGUAUCCAGACUUCAGAGUGGCUAUAUUCCAUGAUUCUGGGUCUUAUUCUGGCUCAAAGGCGUCGCUGGUAUACGAUAUUGUGAAAUCACGUGGUGUGCUGGUGACAUCAUAUGCCGCUGUACGAAUACAACAAGACAUGUUGCUGCGAUAUCAAUGGGACUAUGUUAUACUGGAUGAAGGACAUAAAAUCAGAAACCCUGAUGCUGAUGUCACUCAGGCUUGUAAACAGUUCCGUACGCCACAUCGAAUCAUACUCUCAGGUUCUCCAAUGCAGAAUAACUUGCGUGAACUCUGGUCAUUAUUUGAUUUUGUAUUUCCGGGUAAACUUGGCACCCUGCCAGUUUUCAUGCAGGAGUUCUCUGUCCCAAUCACCAUGGGUGGUUACUCUAAUGCAUCUGAUGUUCAGGUACAGACUGCAUAUAAAUGUGCCUGUGUACUUAGAGACACUAUAAAUCCAUACUUACUAAGACGAAUGAAACAAGACGUCAAAGUGAAUCUCAACUUGCCAGAUAAAAAUGAGCAAGUCCUCUUCUGUAGAUUGACACCCGAACAAGUGGACGUAUAUAAGGAGUACAUCGACUCCGGUGAAUGUCACGCAAUAUUAACAGGACGGUAUAAGGUAUUUGCUGGGUUAAUUACUCUACGUAAGAUCUGUAACCACCCUGAUAUAUCCACUGGUGGCCCUAGGGUACUGAAAGGUGACUAUGAGCAUGAUGAUGACAUCCCAGAAGAAAUGCGUUAUGGAUAUUGGAAGAAAUCAGGAAAACUAAUCGUAAUAGAAUCUUUGUUAAAACUGUGGAAGAAACAAGGACAUAGGGUCCUGUUGUUUACACAAAGUAAACAGAUGUUGGAUAUUCUGGAUAGCUUUGUAACAUCAAGAGGAUAUAAUUACAUGAGAAUGGAUGGAUCAACUCCUAUAUCGUCACGGCAACCUGCAGUCAAUAGAUUCAACCAGGAUAAGUCAGUAUUUGUGUUUCUAUUGACAACUCGUGUUGGUGGGUUAGGAGUGAAUCUGAUUGGUGCAGACCGCGUGGUGAUCUAUGACCCCGAUUGGAAUCCUAGUACUGAUAUGCAAGCCAGGGAGAGAGCCUGGAGAAUUGGUCAAAACAAACAGGUGACCAUAUAUCGGUUAUUGACCAGUGGUACAAUUGAAGAGAAAAUCUAUCACAGACAAAUCUUCAAGCAAUUUCUGACUAAUCGGGUGUUGAAAGAUCCAAAACAACGGCGGUUCUUCAAAACUAAUGAUUUACAUGAGCUGUUCACACUCACAUCACAGGAUACCAAGCAAGGAACUGAAACCCAUGCCAUCUUUGCUGGCACUGGGUCAGAUAUCACAAUUAAUUUAAAGAAGUCAAAGAUCAGGAGGUCGCAUAGCAACCAACAACUGUGUGAAGAAAGGAACAAGCAGAGUUCACCAAUACUACAUAGGUCUCUGACAGCUCCUGGAAGCCUGAAAAAAUUGGAUGAGAUUCACACAGCUGAGUUAGGUGAUAAUGACACUUUAAACAGUGCCACCCAAUCCACUGAGGAAAUGCACCAAGAACCCAAAGCUGAAAAAGAUGGUAUAGUUUUAGAAGGUGCAGUGUUGUCAGGUGAUAGCAAGGCUGCAAAUUCUGUGUUGCCAGGUGACAGCGAAUGUGGAAAGACUGUGUUGCCAGCAGACAGUAAACAUAGGCUGAUUAAGAAAGUCUUGAGUAAUGAUGUCACCACUGCCAAACAUCAUAGAAAGGACAUAGAAAGACAACACAGGCAUGGACAUAAGCCUGAUAGACAUUUUGUGUCACCUAAACAUGGCAAAAAGAAAAGGAAACGUAGAAAUGUCUUUGAAGGUAAGAAGAUAGCAUACCUUGAUCAUCAUGAUACUUAUCACCAUGGCAACGAUGAUGAUAAAGAAGAACGGCAUGAUGACUAUGUGCUUGCUAAAUUAUUCAAGAAAUCUGGUGUUCACAGUGCAUUGCAGCAUGAUAACGUCAUAGAGUCUGCAAACCCUGACUUUCUUUUAGUGGAAGGUGAAGCAAACAGAGUGGCUAAGGAAGCUACAAAAGCUUUGAAGCUAUCCAGAAAACGAUGUCGGCAGCUUCCGGUCGGUGUGCCCACAUGGACUGGACAGAGUGGAGCAGCAGGAGCACCAAAGGCAAUCAAGCCAAGAUUUGGUCAGAAGUCAAAUUUCACCUUGGCUGGACUAGGAAAAGGAGGGUCAAACAGCCGAGGAUCUUCAUCAAUCACAGCCGACAAGAAAUCAAAACAAUCUUCAAUGUUUGGAAAGAAGAAACUUUUUAAUGGUGAAGUAUGCGGAACUGUGGAAUCAACGAGUCAAGCUGCUGCCUUGCCAGCAUCUACAGAUCUCUUGACUAAGAUGAGAGAGAGGAACAAUGUUGUUGUAAACAAUGCCAAUGCUGGUGACAAUAGCAGUAGUGAUGAGGACACCAGUGCCAGACCACUGCCAAUCAGGGCAAGGACUGACAGAGAUGAACUAAUAGAAGAUAUAAGAAAUUUCAUAGCUUUUCAGGGCUCUAUUGAUGGGCAAGCCACGACAAAAGAAAUCCUUAAAGAAUUUGAACAUCAGCUGCCAUCAAACGACUCUGCAAUAUUUAAAGCUAUGUUGCAACAAAUAUGUACAUUUUAUCGACAGAACAACGGGAUUGGUCUGUGGAAGUUAAAACCUGAGUUCAGAUAG
Saccoglossus kowalevskii is the source of this 4264-nucleotide messenger RNA. Its product is annotated as DNA excision repair protein ERCC-6-like. Gene Ontology annotation, cellular component: nucleus. NCBI's taxonomy places the organism in Eukaryota, Metazoa, Hemichordata, Enteropneusta, Harrimaniidae. Gene Ontology annotation, biological process: transcription-coupled nucleotide-excision repair. The record is from RefSeq and is a predicted model, not a curated record. Gene Ontology annotation, molecular function: ATP binding; ATP-dependent activity, acting on DNA.